UAGCAGAUGUUCAAAUCUGUAUAUGUAUGUCAAUGGGUUUCAUUCUAUAAUAAAAUCAACAAAAUAUUAUUAUAUCGCUCGAAAAUCUUUAUCGUUUUUGUUAAACAAAGGAAGUCCUAUUAUCUAUUGGUCAACGCUAUAAUUGAUGCCUCAUGCUCAAGAUAGUUAUAUAGCAUUAAAUCCUAUUUAGUUCAGCUACAGUCGUACAUUGACGAUUCAGUUUAUUCUGUACUGCUAAACUCUCAACAUCUCCCUUAAAAUAAUCGAGAUGGAGCUCAAUUUCGUGAAAUUGUCGGUUAUUGUUUUGAUUUCCUGCUUGUUUGUGCAGACAGAAAGUGCCUACUUCUACAACUGUGAAGAUACUCAGACCCUUGGAAAUGUUCAGAGCAUCAAAGUUACCAACUGCGAUUCUAAUGAUGAAGAUUCAAAAUGCAUUUUGAAGCGAGGAACUAAUAUCACAUUCGAUUUGACCUUCAAAACAGGUGUAGAAACUGACACUGUAACUUCUGUUGUGCAUGGAAUAAUUUUUGGAGAAUCAAAAAAAUUCGAUUUGCCCAACAGCAAUGGAUGCGUCGACUCUGGACUCCAGUGUCCUCUGGCUAAAGAUAGUGUAAACACAUACGUGUCAUCUUUACCUGUGAAGAAAAUAUACCCGAAACUCAGCGUUGAUGUUAAAUGGGAACUCCAAAACAAAGAUGGCAAAGACAUUGUUUGUAUAAUCAUACCAGCCAAACUUGCUUAAUUUAUGAAAGAAAUGUUGUGAUAUGGAAUAGAAAAAUAGAAAAUCGAUACCAAAGAUAGUUUUGAGCAAAA
This is a messenger RNA of Coccinella septempunctata (seven-spotted ladybird), 813 nucleotides long. Its product is annotated as NPC intracellular cholesterol transporter 2 homolog a-like. Gene Ontology annotation, biological process: intracellular cholesterol transport. NCBI's taxonomy places the organism in Eukaryota, Metazoa, Arthropoda, Insecta, Coleoptera, Coccinellidae. The record is from RefSeq and is a predicted model, not a curated record. The transcript is spliced from 4 exons. Gene Ontology annotation, molecular function: sterol binding. Bases 269 to 742 code for a protein of 157 amino acids.